Molecule: messenger RNA, 2337 nt
Organism: Hypoxylon trugodes
Lineage: Eukaryota; Fungi; Ascomycota; Sordariomycetes; Xylariales; Hypoxylaceae
Product: cation efflux family-domain-containing protein
Exons: 2
Coding region: 330-1799 (489 amino acids)
Biological process (GO): transmembrane transport; monoatomic cation transport
Cellular component (GO): membrane
Molecular function (GO): monoatomic cation transmembrane transporter activity
Source: RefSeq, a predicted model, not a curated record
UUUUUUUUUAUUUUUCCCACGCCGACCCAUCCGAUGUCGUCGCAGUUCAGGGAACGCGCACGCAUCAGAUCGUAAAGUUAUUCGCAUAUCGGCGUUUUUCUCAUUUUAGAUACCCAUAAUCAUAUUUCCAUAUUCAUCAUAUUCAUUACCCUACUAUAGUGUAUUGUUCCAAUUCUACCUUUUCGUCGAUUUGUUGGACCUUUGGGUCCCCCUUACCCCCCCUCACCGCGCGUCGCAUGCCGUAAACCCAGUUGAACCCAGUCGAUUUUCCCCUUACCCUCCGCUCUACCUCCGCCUAAAAGAAGUACCUUUCUCACUUUUUUUCGGCGAUGUAUCCACGAGGGUUAGUAGGGUCACGCCUAGGCGGUGGCCUUGUAACAUCAACUACUACAGGAGCCACUACCAUUACACGUCCAGUUCCAGGUCUAAGCGCAAGUUUUACCCGACGAGUUGCGCUGCAGUCUUUUAAUAAUAUUUACUGGACACCUACAUCAAAACCGUUCCAAACAUGUACUCAACCUCCCUUAUCGUCAUACUCUUUUUCUAACACACAUUCACAUUCGCCUUUUCCAUUAAUACAUCGUUCAUAUUGUCCAUACUUCCCAAUAAUGACGGCACUCACUCAAACACGAACACACAGUGGCCAUAGCCAUGGUCACGGUCAUCACCAUGAUAAUAGCUUCCUUGUCUCUACGAAUAAAAACGACGCCGGCGUGCGCAUCACAAGAAUUGGCCUCUACUCUAACCUUGGUAUGGCCAUCGCGAAGGGAUUCGGUGGUUAUGUAUUCAAUUCGCAAGCAAUGGUUGCCGAUGCGAUUCACAGCCUGACAGACCUUGCAUCUGACAUCUUAACACUGGCCACAAUUUCCUGGAGUAUAAAACCACCUACCGAUAAGUUCCCAACAGGAUUUGGAAAGAUCGAAAGCUUAGGAUCUCUGGGUGUAUCCAGUAUGCUUCUCUUUGGUGGUCUUUGGAUGGGCUACGGUAGUCUAUUAACCCUUUACGGACACUUUUUCCUUGAUCCAGCUUCCGCCGCCGAUUUGUUGGCACAUGCGCACACCCAUGGACAUGGCCAUGACCAUGCCGUCGAUGUAGUACCAAGUCUGCAUGCUGCAUGGCUAGCUGCCGGCACAGUCGCCAUCAAGGAAUGGUUGUAUCACGCAACCAUGAAAGUUUCCAAGGAACGUAAAUCCUCCGUACUUGCUUCGAAUGCCCUCCACCACCGAGUCGACAGCCUUACAGGCAUAGUAACCCUCGCUGUCGUUCUGGGUGCGAACUUCAUGGAGAAUGCAUCAUGGCUGGAUCCCGUCGGCGGUCUCCUAAUCUCGCUUAUGGUCAUCAAGGCUGGAACCGAGAACACGAUCUCGUCCCUUUUCGAACUAGCCGACAGAACCAUCGAUGACGAAAUCAAAACUUCGGUCAGCAAACAAGCGCGAAGAACGUUUCAAGAGGUCGCCAAGAAUCACGAGGUCGAACUUCGAGAAGUCACGGGUGUCAAGUCUGGUCAAAACUAUCUAGUGGACCUACAGGUGGCCGUACCAAACGAUUGGACCGUAGAACGUCUCAAUGAUCUUGAGCGUCACUUGCGAGAACGUAUCGGCAGCAAAGUUAGAGGAAUCCGCCGAGUACAAAUUCGAUUCCUGCCUAAGGAAGUCGUUGCGCCGAAGUUUGACACUUUUAUCCCUGGUGACGUUAGUCCUCGAUCGAGCCCGGAGCCCGAGGAAGAACAUGAUGAAGAUGAACACGAACAUACCCACAACCACAACGGAAACGGUAAACAAAACCGCAAAUCGAAGUAAGCCUAUAUGAGAAAAAGACAUGAUACUUUAGGCGUUUAGGCGUUGGCUAUAUCCUAGCCAUCUAGGACAGGCGGCACAUUGAUGAUACCAAUACUAUCUCAGGAAGUUCAGGAAUUCAAGGCUCUUUGUUUUUUUAGCAGAGCCUGGAUGUACCAGUACAUACCUCAACUUGCAUAUCGGACGGACGACAUUCGAAAAAGGUUAAAAUACUUGGCAUCUGCUAAUAAGAGCAUUUGUAAACGAAUUAGCACGAAAAAGAACAAGGAAAAACAACAGGAGUUAGCUGGAAAGACGAGAAAAAGAGUCGCAAUGCAUCAUAUAAGCAAGCAAACAACUACGAAGCUUUGGAAUUGAGCCUCAAGAUGGCUACCUGUAAUUGUUUGUCUACCUCCUUAGGUUACAUAUAGCUCUUGCUGUUACUACACCAAUGAGAAAUGCAUACAUACAGAUAUUCGUCGAAUAAUGGUUUAGAUUUUGUGGCUUAUGCAAAGUCGGAGGUACAUAUCACGACUAUACCGCGACUAUACUAUAACUAUCG